GUCCAAGAUUCCAGAACUUUCCUCCCUGUGUUUUCCUAAUUCUCUCUCUCUUUUUUUUUUCUUGUUUCUCUCUACAAUCCAUCCUCCUUUCUCCCGACUACAAUCUGCAAUAUGGCUCCCCAAACCCUAAUUUUCUUUCUGCUCUCUCUCAUGGUUUUUUCAUCCUCAACCAAGGCCUUGAUUUCGUCUCAAGAUUUCAAUCCCCCCUCCCCCAAAGCCUUUUCUGAUUUGAAGGACGCGAUUGUGAAGGGGCUAGGGUUUCAGUCGGAGGAUUUGAAGGUAUCGGGGUUCGAUCUAAGAGACGCGUUGAUGGGGCAUUCGGUGGCGUACGAGUUCAAUGUUGAGAUUGAUAACAAGGUUCUUCCGAUUAAGCUUCUUGAGGAUGUGAACCGCUGGGAGUACGUGGAUUUGCCGAUAUUUCGUGUGGAUCAGGACAACGAAAAUGGCUUGGUCCCGAGGAAAUCGGAGAAAAGAUUGCCGGUUUUGGCCCCGUUUCAGUUGGCCGGACCCAUGGAGCUCUGGAUUCAAGAUGCCAAGGAUAUGCGGAUUUCGCUGCCGCAUGAUGUGGAUGCCGGUGAGCUAAAGAAAGUAAUAUUAGCGGACGGUGCUGUGGUAACUGUCAAGGGUGCUAGAUCUGUUAGCCUCCGCCACCCAAUUGAUCUCCCACUUCCUUUCAACAGAAGCAAUAAUGGUUUUGCCUCGGGUAUCCUAGCUCUGGCUGAACGUCUUCGCCAUGCUGCUCGUACUCUAGGGGAGCCACUCCUUUCUCUCCGCAUUGUUGGCCCAACCUCCCUCACAUCUCCCUCCCCAUCAGCAUCAUCAUCUUCCAGUAACAGGCUCAAACUUAAACGCCUGGCACCUGGCCUCGUGGAACUAUCACUACCCUCAAAAGCCAGUACCAUUGAAACCCUCCCAGCAGUUGAUCUCCAAGAAGAAGCCACUGCCCUUCUGACUCCAGUUCAGUUCACUACAAUGUGGCCUCUAGCUUUCAUCAACGGCUCCAACUCUAAUUUGCUUGGUUUUGAGGCUCUUCUCGCAUCUUUGCUGGGUCCAAAGGCAUCCAAGGAAGGCUCCUUCAGGCUGCUGAAGGCAGACAUCUCAGCUCAGACAUUUGUGAAGAUUGGCUUUGGGGUGGAGAAGAAGUUGAAAGAAGGAGAUGGGUUCAAUCUGGAGGGCUUGCCUGAGUGGAGGACAAAGCCCAAGGCAGUUACGAUGCACUUUGAGGUGCUUGCUAAGGUUGAGGGCAAUAAAGUUGUACCAGAGAGGAUUGUUCCAGUUAACCCUGUUGUUGGGGAGGAUACUGUGGCGCCCAAUGUGCUCUCUGGCAAUGCGACCAUGUCCAAGAUCCCUAUCGUUCAUGUUCCCUCUGACCCUUUCACCUUGUGAUUUGUUGAAUGGGUUGCUUUUGUUCAGAUUAGCCAAGGAAAUUGUAAAGAUAAAUUCUUUUCUUUUUUUUUCUUGAAUGUAUACCACACCCUCUCAGAAGGGUGUUUUUCUCUAUAUAUAAUAUAAUGACAAUGAGUCAUAAUAUAACUGAGGAUGUGUCCUAAAACCAUGAACCCAUUUCUCAAAUUCUGAGAUAUGAACCUAUUUCUCAAAUUCUGAAA
This is a messenger RNA of Vitis riparia (riverbank grape), 1607 nucleotides long. RefSeq lists its product as uncharacterized. Bases 112 to 1386 code for a protein of 424 amino acids. Lineage: Eukaryota; Viridiplantae; Streptophyta; Magnoliopsida; Vitales; Vitaceae. The record is from RefSeq and is a predicted model, not a curated record. The transcript has 3 exons.